Molecule: messenger RNA, 1029 nt
Organism: Cicer arietinum (chickpea)
Lineage: Eukaryota; Viridiplantae; Streptophyta; Magnoliopsida; Fabales; Fabaceae
Product: uricase-2 isozyme 1-like
Biological process (GO): urate catabolic process; purine nucleobase catabolic process
Cellular component (GO): peroxisome
Molecular function (GO): urate oxidase activity
Source: RefSeq, marked provisional
GAUCGAUGGCGAAGAACGUGGAAGGGUUCGAAUUCGAACAGAGACACGGGAAAGAGAGAGUGAGAGUUGCUCGCGUGUGGAAAAGCAAAGAUGGUAAACGACACUUUGUUGUUGAGUGGCGUGUCAGCAUCAAUCUCCUCUCCGAUUGUGUCAACUCAUAUAUUCGUGAUGACAAUUCUGAUAUCGUUGCUACUGAUACCAUGAAGAACACUGUUUAUGCAAAAGCAAAGGAGUGUUCAGAAAUACUUUCUGCGGAGGACUUUGCUAUUCUACUUGCCAAACAUUUUACAUCAUUUUACAGGCAGGUUACCACUGCUAUUGUAAAUAUUGUGGAGAAACCGUGGGAGCGUGUUAGUGUGGAUGGUCAACCUCAUGAACAUGGUUUCAAACUUGGAUCCGAGAAGCAUACAACAGAGGCAAUAGUAAAAAAGUCUGGUGCACUACAAUUGACUUCUGGCAUUGAAGGAUUAUCACUUUUGAAGACAACCAAGUCUGGUUUUGAGGGUUUCAUAAGAGACAAGUUUACAGCACUUCCCGAAACACGUGAAAGGAUGCUUGCAACAGAAGUAACUGCUCUAUGGAGGUACACGUAUGAAUCAUUCUAUAGCAUCCCUCAGAAGCCGCUUUAUUUUACAGACAAGUAUCUGGAUGUAAAAAGAGUUCUUGUUGACACAUUUUUUGGCUCUCCAAAGGAAGGAGUCUAUAGUCCAUCUGUUCAAAGUACUCUCUACCAGAUGGGAAAGGCCACACUAAACAGGUUUCCUGACAUAGCUUCUAUUCAACUAAAGAUGCCAAAUAUUCAUUUCCUACCAGUCAAUCUCUCAAACAAGGAUGGACACAUUGUAAAGUUUGACGACGAUGUUUAUUUACCAACGGACGAGCCACACGGUUCAAUUGAAGCUAGCUUGAGCCGCACUCGGUCAAAGAUGUAGAAACUACUUUAACAUCUCAGCUCAUCCCUACUGGUCAAUUGGUGCUGCUGCUUAUACAGUGGUUUUUGUCUUAAUUUAAGAGCACGUAACAAGUAAA